Messenger RNA from Meloidogyne enterolobii, 1339 nucleotides. NCBI's taxonomy places the organism in Eukaryota, Metazoa, Nematoda, Chromadorea, Rhabditida, Meloidogynidae. The record is from the annotation of a GenBank genome assembly.
UUUUGGUUCAUUACUCCGAAGUUUUCGCAUCCACAAAUCAAACAAUCAGUUAAUGUGUCGAAAUUUGGCUGGUCGUCGUCUUGCUGAUGUUAGAGAAGAAGAACGUCUCAAAAAAUAUAUUGAAAAGAAAGAACAGCGUGAAAAGGAGAAGAAAAAGAAAGAGGAGGAAAAAAUUGACAAAUUAAAGAAUGGAGCAAAAACCAAACAUGAAUUUACUGAUCAGGAAUAUUUGAGAAAGAGGGACACAGUGCUUGAUGUGGUUGAGGAUGCAGUUGAGGCAGGUGUUUUGGCACUUAAAGAAAAACAAAAAGCUGUUGUAGUUGAAAGCAAUGAUGUUACUACACAAGUAGAAGAAUUUAAUGGACCUUCAACAUCUUCAAAUAUACAAGAAGCAUCUACAUCCUCAAAUGUUAAUAAUGAACAAAAUUCUGAUUCAGAUGAAAGUUUGGAUGAUUUGAUGAGUUGUGGUCCAUUAAAAAAGAAGAAAAUGACUUCUGUUGAUGAAAUUACUUCUGAACUUGAUGCACAAAUUCCUCUGGCUUUGCGUGCGCUUCAAGAAUAUGAUGGGCAUAAACAGGAGAAGAAACUGCCUCUGUUCCCCGAUACGAAAAUGAUGGUUUAUUUGACUGUUAAAUAUAAGCGACCGUUCUUUAAAAAGAGUGGGAAUCAAUGCGUUUUUGUUACGCAGCCUUAUCCAGACAGAAAUCCUUCAAAUUCUUCUGUUUGUCUAAUUCUGCCAGAUCUUGAUCGUUCCAAAAAGGCACAAACAGAUCCUGAUGUUGAUAAACAAGCGAGAGAAUGGGAGGAACGUUUACGUGAAAAUUAUGGACUUAUUUCUGGAGUUAAUUAUACAAAGGUUUCUUUAGACUUUAUGUUAGAAAAUUCGGUUUUUGAUUGAAGUUCGUUUUUAAAAGGGAUGUGAGGUCAGCGAACCUCGUUUUUCGGAUACCUUUUGUAACUGAUUAAAUCAACCUUAUAACUAGAGCUACCUUAAAUUGGGAUCAUCGCUUGGGGGAGAUACUCUUCUUUUCAUGGAUGGGAUCUCUUCCUCCUACUUUCCUUUUAGAACUUUCAUUUUUUAUUUUCUUAAAUUUUUCCUCAUUUUGCUUUUAAAAAUGCGGAGGGGCCCUUCCCAGCCUUCCCUUACCCCUUCUUCCCUUCUUUCCACUUCCCUUCUAAGCCUUCCCUUCCCCCUUCUUCCAUCCUCUUCCCUUCUUCCACUUCCCUCCUCUUCCACUUCCUUUCCUUCCCUCUCCCUUCCCUUCCUUCCCUCUUCCCUUCCCAGCCUUCCAGCCCUUCCCAGCUCUUUAUCUAUUGCCUGGCUAAUUAUAAUAUUUCA